UGUCUCACUCUGCUGCAGGCUGGGGGCACACAUGGCUGGCUGGGGGGGCUUCUUCGUUUCGCUCCUCAACUACAAGACAGAGAAAUAUGUCAUCGCUGAAAACAGGAGAAUUGGAAUAUUGUUCCGGCUCUAUCAGCUGGCCGUGCUGGGAUACAUAAUCGGGUGGGUGUUUAUUGUGAAGAAAGGAUACCAGGAAAGAGAGGAGGCCAUCCAGAGCUCAGUCAUCACCAAACUGAAAGGGGUCACACAGACCAACACCUCUGAGGCGGGGCCGUACCUGUGGAGCGCUGAGGAUUACGUCAUACCUCCAAAUGGUGAGCAAGUCUUCUUCAUAGUAACAAAUUACAUAGAGACCCCCAAUCAGAGGCUGGGUUUCUGUGCUGAGAGUUCCAAGGUGCCAGAUGGUCAGUGUCAAAGUGAUGAUGACUGUCUGGAAGGAGAGAGUGUGACRGCUGGGAAUGGAAUAAAGACUGGGUUGUGUGUGAACAGCACAGGGACCUGUGAGAUCCACGCUUGGUGUCCUCUUGAACACAGCAAGAGACCUAUGGCGGCUCUGUUGGUGUCCUCAUCGAGUGGUACUGUGACCUUGAUAGGGACUCCUCUGAGUGUAAUCCUCAGUACAGCUUCACACGUUUGGACACGGACCUAAAUAAUUCAGUUACAUCAGGAUACAACUUCAGGUAUGCCAGGUACUACAAGGAUAAAAAUGGGGAAACCUUUCGCACGCUGUACAAAGUGUACGGGAUCCGUUUUGAUAUAAUGAUCAAUGGCCAGGCUGGGAAAUUCAAUAUUGUUCCUACAAUAAUAGCUAUUGGCUCUGGUGUUGCUCUGAUUGGUAUAGGGGCUUUUGUCUGCGACAUGAUUUUACUGUACAUGAUGAACACUAGCUCCUUCUACCGAGAGAGGAAAUUUGAAAUAAUCAACUUCAAAAAGGAACGCAGCAAACCAAAAGAUGGGAAAACAGGACAGCGGGACAAGAGGUCCAGGAAACCCGGAGCAGAGAAAGACGCCGCCAACUCCAUCAAACAACAAGAGGAGACAGAAGUCACCGUGGAACAUCCUCUGCCUCCUGAAGAGAACCGGGGUCUCACCAUUCCACGCAACACAGGCCAGAGAUACUCUUCUGUUCGGGCCAAACCAGGCGCGACGGCACCAAAACCUCACAUCACCUUCUCCACAUAGAACUAGGUUUCACAGCAAGAUGGGAGACAGGUGUGUGUUUACACUGAAGGAGGUGGAGACUGAACCUGGCUUCACCUGGAGAACAGCUCAGCUCUGAAAGGACCAGGGAACUGAUGUGUUCAGGUGCUGCGCAACAAAAGAAUGUUGUCAGUUCAGAAAGUGAAACUCGUUAUAAAUUCAUUACAUGUAGAGUGAAAUAUAUCACGAAUUUAUUUCUUGUAAUUUUGAUAAUUAUGGCUUAUAAAUAAUUUAAAAAAAAGGUUUGUGUCUCAUGUAAUUUGAAUAUUACAUUGGCAGCUUUUGGUAAAAAUCAACAGAAGUGUCCAAAUAUUACUCAGAAGUAUGUUUUUAAAAGGCUUCAGUAGAAGUAGAAGUAUCAACUCAAGCUUUUUACUCAAGUAAAUAUGUAAAAAUGGUUUUUAAAAGUGAAUGUAAGACAAAAACUCAGGUUGCACCACAGGGGUCUAUAGUGCACACCUCUACCUCCCCAAAAACAUUUUUAAGGCCAUAAUGUUAUAUAAAAAUGUUAAUGAUGAAAAAUGUGGGAUGCACUAGGCCAGUGCAGACCCCCCACCCCCUUUCUUGUUCAAGCCAACCUGAGACUCUCCCUCAGCCCCGCCCAUCUCCCACUACUCCCCACUUCUCCCAAAGAUGAGCCCAACCUUUACAUUUUUAAAAUCAAAAAUAAUAAAAGAAUACAAUAAUKAGUUCCAAACUUUUAUCUGGACAAUGGAAAUUUAAAAAAGAACAGUUAUACGGAGUCCUCCAGACUCUGUAUUUCCAGACAAAAUGCAAACAUGACUUUCAUCUGAAAAAGAGGAUCUUGUCUCCUGGGUCCAGGUAAGACACCUAUGAAGUCUCUGCUUCAGGAGAGGCUUCGCUUGAACAAUGAGACAUUUCUGGUCCAUCUAGUUCAAAAGAAAUGAGCUCUGGCUCAAACUGCCAGAAGCUGGCUGCAGUAUUCURAUUUUCUAAGACACUGGAUUUUGAUUUGUAACCCAUUAGCAAAAUUACAAGAAAUAAAGGCUUGAAAUAUUUCACUGUGWGCUGAAACUAUAUAAGUUUCACUUUCUGGAUUGACAAGAAAAAACAAUUUUUUCACAAUAGUCUAAUUGUUUUGGCUGCACCUGUAGACAGGUGGAGACAGCAGAUCCACCAUUCCUCAUAAAACUGCUGAAAAGAAACAUGGUUUCAUAUUUGUCAUAAAAAAAAUGCCAAACUAUCAGCUUGGUUGGAUUGACAUUAAAUAAGCACAGCUUUUAAUCUGUCUAACAGAAGUCUCAAACGUUGUUUUCCUACUUAAGUUAAAGCCAAUAAAGUAUAAAAAACAUAGAGAUUUAAAAAAUAAAAGCAAAUAUUCACAAAUCUUAAACACUAAAAUAUGACUAAAUGUGAAAAAGUCCCAAUAAGGACAUUUUAUUAAUGAGGCAUCAUAAGGGGUUAAUUCUACACAAACUCUGUAUAUAAAUACAUUUUUAGUGGGAAAAUGCAUGACAUGCAGGAGCCACAAGCAUAUUUACAGUUGACUGAGUGAAACUUAUCUACUGUGAUCAAGUGGGGUUUUUCCUGAGUGUUAAAUGUAUUUUGUGGUUCAAGAACUUACUUUUGUUUUAAAUCUGUCUCUUUAUUUAUUAAAUGUACUUAAUUCUUUAAAACACAUUUGUCAUGUUGAUUUGACGGACACAAAUGAUCCAUGAAAACAGAUUGUAAAGACAUGUUUAUUCACAGCUGCUAUCAUAUUACACAUGAAAUUGAUUUCGCAUUUUACUGUUAUUAAAUUAAUAAUUGUGGCUAAAGCCUUGGCAUGGAUGUCACCAAGAAUAGAACUAGAGUUACAUGAUAAGAGUUCGUAACAAAUGGUAGAUUUGGAGCAAGAAAUAAGGGAAGACGAGCAAUC
This is a messenger RNA of Austrofundulus limnaeus, 3079 nucleotides long. RefSeq names its product purinergic receptor P2X, ligand-gated ion channel, 5 (gene p2rx5). Gene Ontology annotation, cellular component: plasma membrane. Gene Ontology annotation, molecular function: purinergic nucleotide receptor activity; extracellularly ATP-gated monoatomic cation channel activity. Lineage: Eukaryota; Metazoa; Chordata; Actinopteri; Cyprinodontiformes; Rivulidae. Gene Ontology annotation, biological process: calcium ion transmembrane transport; response to ATP. The record is from RefSeq and is a predicted model, not a curated record.